GUGGCAGCUCCGGCUUCUCUCUCCAGACAUCAGUCUGAACCGCAGCUCCACCGGAGGACACACUCUGCGCACCAUCUCCCGGGUUUGAACCGCAAAGCAACAAAACAUUUGUCCCCUCCAAAAAAACAAAAAACCAAAGAGCCAGUUUAUGAGCUGCAGAGAGGCGAUGGAUGAAAGGAUACCGCACUUACAGGACAGGCAGUUCAUGGAGCACACGGAUUUUUUGGGUAUGGAUUUCCCUCCGCUCUACAUGUGCAAAUCUAAACGAGGCAUAAAGAGGGAGGACGGCGGGAAGGACGCAUACAAGUUACCGCAUCGGCUCAUAGAGAAGAAGAGGAGAGACAGGAUAAAUGAAUGUAUCGGCCAACUUAAGGAUCUACUGCCCGAACAUCUGAAGCUGUCGACGCUCGGGCAUUUGGAGAAAGCGGUUGUUCUGGAGUUAACGCUGAAGCAUCUGAACGCAUUGACUGCUGUCACUGAGCAGCAGCACCAGAAGAUCAUCGCUUUGCAGAAUGGAGAUCGCUCAAUGAAACCCCCCAUCCAUGCUGAUCUAGAUGCGUUCCACUCUGGGUUCCAGACCUGCGCCAAAGAGGUCCUGCAAUACCUGAGCCAAGCUGAGAAUUGGACCGCCAGAGAACAGAGAUGCGCACAGCUGAUCAACCAUCUCCACAAGGUGCUGGCGCAGUUCCACCCUGAUGCUCCGCCGCUCAAGCAUCAGCUACCCGCCGGGGACGCGCAGAAUGCGCAAAAGUCCGAGGGUCAGGCCAACUGCGUCCCUGUCAUCCAAAGGACCCAGGGAGGGGAGUUUAACGAAAACGACACAGACACGGACAGUGGAUAUGGUGGGGAGGCAGAGAAAAGCGAAAGGAAAGAUAAAGAAUGUGAGCGAAACAAAGCGGUGAAAAUUAAGCAAGAGUUUGGAGGUGACAGAGUGCCCAAGAAAGCUAAAAUGUGCUGGUCUGCCGGGGACCCGACCAGGCCAGAUGUGGCGUUUAUGAACUCUUUGAUGGGAAUAAGUGGUGUACAACAGACACCCAUUUGCAUGCCUUUCUACUUCAUCAAUCCAUCAGCAGCGGCGUCAUGUAUGCCUUUUUUUGACAAAAACAACAUUGAAAAGUACAUGUACCCAGCAGCGGCCGCCCUUGCGUCUCCGUUCCCCUGGCUGUAUCCGGCGCACGCGUCAGCAGCAGCGGCCGCGGCGGCAGCUGCCGCUUUCCCUGGUCUCUCUGCGCACAUCGCCGCUCACCCCAAAGACUCGCAGCUUCAAGACGAGACUGGAUCAUCACGCGAGACCAGGGCGAGCUCACCUGAGGAGUGCGAGGAAACUCCCCUGAGUGACGACGGAGAGGAUGACGUAGAUGACGCGUCCCCAGACAGCAAGAAUAGCCCACAGGAGCAGUUUUCUGCCUGUCAGACCAGCUAAUAAGUCUAUGUACCUCUCUGAGUUUCUGUAUUUACAUUUUUUUUUUUUAUUAUUCAGGCUACUUUUGAAACGGGUAGGUUAUCAUGUAUACAAUAUCUUGGGGCAGCAGGGGACAGCAGUAUGGAAGCCCAGAUCUGCCAUUUUAAAGUAUGAAUGAAACAUGGUAUAAUAAUAUGGGCUGAAAUGUCAUUGUUUUGAGAUACAAAGUCAUUUGCACUGUAGCAGUGUUGCCCAGCUGCAAGAAGGUUCUGGGUUCAAAUCCCAGACUGCAUCAAGUUUGUGUACUCAGGCUUCCUCCCACAGUUAGAUAAUGAUGCUGUUUGAUUAGUGAUCAUGCUAUUUAGGUAUGAGUGUUUUAUUUAUAGUUGCUUUGAAUCAGCCUAUAUCCAGUUACUGCUGGAGAUGGGCACCAGGCCCCUGAGCAAGCUGGUUUUUAGAACAUUUAGAAUAAUGAUUAUGAAAUGCAAGUAUAGGAAAUGGUUUGUUAAAAAAAAUAACAAAAUAGUUCAAAUAGUUUUUUUAUUUACCUAUUUAUUACAAAUUAGAUACAAAGUCAUAUUAACUUCAUAAUUUCAACAUCUGAAGUCAGUUGU
This is a messenger RNA of Cyprinodon tularosa, 2016 nucleotides long. It is a transcript of the gene bhlhe41, whose product is annotated as basic helix-loop-helix family, member e41. Gene Ontology annotation, biological process: regulation of neurogenesis; regulation of transcription by RNA polymerase II; anterior/posterior pattern specification. The record is from RefSeq and is a predicted model, not a curated record. Gene Ontology annotation, cellular component: nucleus. Bases 149 to 1423 code for a protein of 424 amino acids. Gene Ontology annotation, molecular function: DNA-binding transcription factor activity, RNA polymerase II-specific; protein dimerization activity; RNA polymerase II cis-regulatory region sequence-specific DNA binding. The transcript has 5 exons. Lineage: Eukaryota; Metazoa; Chordata; Actinopteri; Cyprinodontiformes; Cyprinodontidae.